This is a messenger RNA of Stegastes partitus (bicolor damselfish), 1522 nucleotides long. RefSeq names its product glutamine synthetase-like. The transcript has 7 exons. Gene Ontology annotation, molecular function: glutamine synthetase activity. Gene Ontology annotation, cellular component: cytoplasm. NCBI's taxonomy places the organism in Eukaryota, Metazoa, Chordata, Actinopteri, Pomacentridae. Bases 55 to 1167 code for a protein of 370 amino acids. The record is from RefSeq and is a predicted model, not a curated record.
UCCGGCUGCAUCGUCUUCACACUUCACAGCACCUGAAGGCACCACCAAGUGACCAUGGCGUCGGUGUCGCUCAGUUCUCGCCUCAACAAGGCCGUCCGGCAGCAGUACAUGAACCUGCCUCAGGGAGGGAAGUGUCAGGUCACCUACAUCUGGAUCGACGGCACCGGAGAGGGACUCCGCAACAAGACCAGGACUCUGGACACAGAGCCUCAGUCCAUAGAAGAUAUUCCUGAGUGGAACUUCGACGGCUCGAGCACCUACCAGGCCGAAGGCUCCAACAGCGACAUGUACCUCAUUCCAGUCUGCAUGUUCAGGGAUCCGUUCACCCUCGACCCCAACAAACUGGUUCUCUGCGAGGUCCUCAAAUACAACCGCUUGCCUGCAGAAACGAACCAUCGAGCAAAGUGCAGCAAGGUGAUGGAGCAGGUCAAAGAGGACUGCAUCUGGUUCGGUAUGGAGCAGGAGUACACGCUUUUAGGAACAGACGGACAUCCUUUCAGUUGGCCUCCAAAUGGAUACCCAGCACCCCAAGGCCCUUACUACUGUGGUGUGGGAGCAGACAAAGCCUAUGGACGGGACAUUGUGGAGUGUCACUACAAGGCCUGCCUCUACGCCGGGGUGAAAAUCUACGGCACCAACGCUGAAGUCAUGCCGUCUCAGUGGGAGUUCCAGGUGGGUCCCUGCGAAGGCAUCGAGAUGGGCGACCACCUGUGGGUCGCUCGCUUCCUGCUGCAUCGUGUGUGUGAAGAUUUUGGGGUUGUGGCCACGAUGGACCCCAAACCGAUGAUGGGCAACUGGAACGGAGCCGGAUGCCACACGAACGUCAGCACCAAGCAGAUGAGGGAGGAAGGAGGACUGAAGUACAUCGAGGAGGCCAUCGAGAAACUUGGCAAAAGACACGCCGAGCACAUUCGAGUGUACGACCCCCGUGGUGGCGAGGACAACAUGAGGCGUCUCACAGGUCGCCACGAAACCGCCAACAUCAACGACUUCUCUGCCGGAGUGGCCAACCGGGGCGCCAGCGUCCGGAUCCCCCGACAGGUGGGCCAGGAGAUGAGGGGCUACUUCGAGGACCGGCGGCCUGCAGCCAACUGCGACCCCUACUCAGUGACGGGAGCCAUCGCCAGCACCUGCCUGCUGGAGGUGAAAGAGGAGCCUGAGGCCUAAAAUAGCUGCUCGUAGCCACACAAACCUGUCUGUGAGUUUACCUAAGCCGGGAGAAGAAGCUCCACACAAGGUGAAGAAAUGAAGGCUAACGCAGAGUGAAUGUCUGCUGCUGCACCGUUUGUUAUUUAUCUGAGUUUAUUCAUGUGCACAGGCAGCUGCUGUGUCUAGUAGCUGUUGUUAGAAAUAAGAAACUGAUAGGAUUUUUAUUUUUUAACAGCAGAUUCGUCAGACCUGGAAGUAGAUGUUUGAAUGUUACGCUGCAUUAAAUUAUUGAUCAUUGUUUCUUAGAGCGUGUGUUACAUGUGUUAGUUUGGGAGAAGUGAAAUAAAGAUGCAACAGUGCUGAAGUCUCUGAA